CCACUACCAGAUAGUACAUUGACACAACGACGACCUCAAAAUGGCUCUCGACACAAGAUCAGCGUACUCUCUCAGCGUCCUCCCUCCUCAUCAGGAUGAAGCCUCAGAACCGCGCACCGAGUUGCAGUCCCGACUUAAGGAAUUCGUCCUUGCGUUCCAGAUUGACGGCACAUACAUCUACAGAGACCAGAUCCGAGAGAAUGUACUGGUGAAGCAAUACUACUGCGAUAUCGACUUGGGUCACUUGAUAUCAUAUAAUGAGGAGCUGGCGCACAGGUUAACCAAUGACCCUGCGGACACGAUUCCUCUAUUCGAAGCCGCCCUCAAGCAAUGCACUCAGCGCAUCGUCUUUCCUCACAAUGCACACGUCGAACUCCCUCAACACCAACUUCUACUUCAUUCUUCAGUCUCACAUACCUCUAUUCGCGACCUCAAUGCCACGAAUGUGUCAAAACUGGUGCGCAUCCCAGGCAUCGUCAUUGGCGCGUCCACUUUAUCCUCAAAAGCGACACUCCUGCAAAUCCAGUGUCGCAACUGCGAUCAUAUCGACUAUCUACCAAUUGAAGGCGGCUUUUCAGGAAUAACACUCCCAAGAACAUGCUCAAGAAGAAAAGUCCCAGGUCAAGAGGCGGGAGACCCAUGCCCCUUGGACCCAUACUUUGUGGUUCACGAAAGCUCGCAAUUCAUCGACCAGCAAAUCCUGAAGCUUCAAGAAGCUCCAGAUCAGGUCCCGGUUGGAGAACUACCGCGUCACAUACUCAUCUCCGCUGACAGACACCUCACGAAUCGAGUGGUACCUGGUUCCAGAUGCACCAUAAUGGGCGUAUUUUCAAUUUAUCAGCAGAACAAAGGCUCCAAAAAGGAGGCAGUCGCCAUCCGGAAUCCUUACGUUCGAGCCGUGGGUAUCGCUACUGACGUGGACCACUCGGCAAGCGGUGCAUCGUUCACAGACGAGGAGAUUCAAGAGUUCGAGGAGAUGUCCCGAUCACCAGAGCUUUACAACCGAUUUGCCCGCUGCAUCGCACCAUCCAUCUACGGCAAUGCCGACAUUAAAAAAGCCAUCGCAUGCUUGCUGAUGGGUGGUUCGAAGAAGAUUCUCCCCGAUGGAAUGAGACUAAGAGGAGAUAUCAACGUGCUGCUUCUAGGUGACCCAGGUACAGCAAAGUCACAAUUGCUGAAAUUCGUGGAAAAGGUUUCCCCAAUCGCCAUCUAUACAUCUGGAAAGGGCUCCUCGGCAGCUGGUCUGACCGCCUCUGUCCAGCGAGACAACCAAACACGCGAAUUUUAUCUGGAAGGUGGUGCCAUGGUCCUGGCGGAUGGCGGUGUUGUAUGUAUCGACGAAUUUGACAAGAUGCGAGACGAAGAUCGCGUGGCCAUCCACGAAGCCAUGGAGCAGCAGACCAUAUCGAUUGCUAAAGCCGGCAUUACGACAAUUUUGAAUGCUCGCACGUCAGUACUGGCGGCUGCCAAUCCGAUCUUCGGUCGGUAUGACGACCUAAAAUCACCUGGCGAGAACAUCGAUUUCCAAACGACCAUCUUGUCCCGGUUUGACAUGAUAUUCAUUGUCAGAGAUGACCACGACAGAAAUCGCGAUGAAAGAAUUGCCAAGCACGUCAUGGGUAUUCAUAUGGGCAAUCAGGGCGUAGAAGAGCAAGCUGAAGUUGAAUUUCCCGUUGAGAAGAUGAAGAGGUAUAUCAGUUUCUGCAAAUCACGAUGCGCCCCUCGAUUGUCAGUGGCUGCCGCAGAGAAGCUAUCUUCGCACUUUGUUUCAAUCAGAGCUCGCGUCGCCCAAGCGGAAAAGAAUAGCAACGUUCGGUCUUCCAUCCCAAUCACAGUCCGUCAACUCGAGGCCAUCAUCCGUAUUACCGAAUCCCUGGCGAAAUUGACACUAUCGCCUGUUGCGGAAGAGCAUCAUGUCGACGAGGCAAUCCGUCUCUUCCUUGCCAGUACCAUGGACGCAGUAUCCCAAGGCGAGGGUGCUGGAGGUAUGAGCGCCAAUAGGGAGUUGAUGGAAGAAGUGGGCAAGGUCGAGGAAGAAUUGAGAAGACGCCUUCCCAUUGGUUGGAGCACGAGUCUCGCAACCCUUCGACGGGAAUUUGUCCAAGGGAGAGGGUACAGUGAAUCAGCGCUGGCGCGGGCUUUGCAUGUCUUGCAGCGAAGGGAAACGAUAAGGCUGAGAAGUGGCGGGAGCCAAGUGUACAGGAGUGGCGUGUAAUUGACCUUGGUCCGCACUGCUUACACUUUGACGCCGACAAUGAUAUCAAGUGGACGUAUGGAGUGAGGUUUUUCCUUAUUGGUGAAGUCGGCGUUUUGUCGUUUUGGGAGAGGGAUGUCUAGGUGUUACGACCAAUCUGUGUCCUCCUAUAAGUUAGGGCCAUAGGCGCCAGCGCGUUUCCAGCUAGGGCCAGUUUUGGGUGAACCAUUUCAAAAUGGCUGGGGAAGCAGUUCUCUUAUAGGCAACCUGUUACUGAAGAGGUGCAUCACCUGCGCUUCUGUACUUCCCACGGGCUGUUCCUUUGUUCGCGCCAUGAAAGUCUGUUGGUAAGAACAAGCAAUGUUUCGACGAAGUGUUGGGACGAAGGCCAGCCUUGAUACAGGUAUAUAUCCAAACAUAUCCGACCUCGCUACAUAUGGACGUGGCUGUUGACAUGAACUAAGG
Molecule: messenger RNA, 2659 nt
Organism: Exophiala viscosa
Lineage: Eukaryota; Fungi; Ascomycota; Eurotiomycetes; Chaetothyriales; Herpotrichiellaceae
Product: minichromosome maintenance protein 5
Exons: 2
Coding region: 41-2215 (724 amino acids)
Biological process (GO): DNA replication initiation; DNA replication; double-strand break repair via break-induced replication
Cellular component (GO): MCM complex; nucleus
Molecular function (GO): 3'-5' DNA helicase activity; single-stranded DNA helicase activity; ATP binding
Source: RefSeq, a predicted model, not a curated record